ACUUGUUUGACUCUGGAGCCACCAAGUCCAAAACAAUCUACACGUACUACGCAGGUCCGGGACGCCAGAAAGCAGCUCGCCAGCGUGCGUCACUCUCCCUCCCCGCCCUCGAUUCGAAACCCACACAAGCGGAGCGGAAGGGGAGGCCACUCACUAACCCCUGAUUAGCUGCUCAUUAACUCCACCCCCGAUCUGAAUUGGCAGUAGCAGAUCGGCGUGCCAUUGCAUCACCGCCAGCAGCAGCAGCAAGACCACCAAACCCAACGAGAGAGCAGCCGAGGCAAUUUAAUGCGUUCCCCUCCUCUCCCCAUCCCUCUCUAGCUACUCUGUAGAUUGACAGAGAGACAAGAGCGCUCUUGCUACCAAUCUCCUCCUCGUCGCCGCCGCGGCCGCUCUCGCUCCCACGAUCCGGCGCUGCCACGAGCUUCCAGAUCCGCCGCCCGGGCAAUGCUGUAGCUGCCCGCGCCGAGAUGGGCGGCGUCGGCGCCGGCUCUCUCGCCCUGCUGCGGCUGCUCCUCCUCCUGCUCCUCCGCGCCGAGGCCUCCGCUCUCCACGCGACUAUAUUACCUAGCCCAGCACCAAGUCCAUCAAAAGCCCCUGAAGCGAGAUCGUUUGGACCUCGAAUUUCCCCUUCACAUCCUCCGAGUGCACUACCUCCAGGAUCUCCUGGCGUUGAUGCGCGCCAUCAUUCACACAAGCACCCGCACCACAGAGAGUCAAAUCAGGGCCCUUCACCAUCCUCAGCACCCACACCUGAAGCAGGUUGUUCUAGUUAUAUCUGCACCGAGCCACUGACUGCAACACCAAUUGGUUCCCCUUGUGGCUGUGUCGAGCCUAUUAGUGUUAUCGUUGAUCUGGACUUAGCUCCUUAUCUACUGUUCAUGAGCAUAGCUGAGUUAGAAGUUGAGGUUGCAGCUGGGACAUUUCUUAAACAAAGCCAGGUGAAGAUCAUGGCUGCAGUUGCAAGUAUCCAGGAUGACCAGAAGACACGGGUGACCAUUUAUUUGGUGCCGCUAAGAGAACAGUUCGAUACUUAUACGGCAUCCCUAAUAUCUGAUAGGUUCAUGGAGAAAAAGGUUCAGAUAAAUUCAUCUAUAUUUGGAGAUUAUAAAGUUAUCAAUAUCAGCUAUCAUGGAUUGCAAUCCCCGCCAUCAUCUCUGCCUGGAGGAUCGGAUCCUUCAGGAACUGAAGAAUAUCCUAUAACUGCAGAGGUGCCUGAUCAGAAGAAAAAGCACAAUAAAUCAGAUAUUUUGGUCAUCGUGGUAGUGUUAGGGUCUUCUCUUGGACUUCUGAUGACAUGUGCUGUUCUGCUGAUCUUACUAGUAAGAUGGAAGAAACUUGGACGGCUUCAUGAGGCUAUGACCCCUGCAACUAUCCCAGCAGUUAAUAGAAGAUAUGGCACCAGGCCAACUUUGUCAACCAGCAUGGUGAGCUCUGCGUCAGCAUCAGUGUUUUCAACAGUGGCUACUUGCACAACAUCUGUAAAGACAUUUUCACUAGCCCAACUUCAGAAGGCCACAGAUGGUUUUGAUUCAAGAAGAGUUUUGGGUCAAGGGGGCUUUGGGCGUGUCUACCAUGGGACGAUAGAGGAUGGAAACGAAAUUGCUGUUAAAUUGCUUACAAGGGAGGACAGGAGUGGUGACCGUGAGUUUAUUGCAGAAGUGGAAAUGCUCAGUCGAUUGCACCACCGGAAUCUUGUCAAAUUGAUUGGUAUUUGCAUUGAGCGGAGUAAAAGAUGUCUUGUGUAUGAGCUCAUACGAAACGGAAGUGUGGAAUCCCAUCUUCAUGGCGCUGACAAGGCUAAGGGUAAGCUGAACUGGGAUGUUAGGAUGAAAAUUGCUCUUGGCGCUGCUCGAGGCUUAGCAUAUCUGCAUGAAGAUUCAAACCCUCAUGUCAUACACCGUGACUUCAAGGCCAGCAAUAUAUUAUUAGAGGAAGAUUUCACUCCUAAAGUGACCGAUUUUGGUUUAGCAAGGGAAGCAUCCAAUGCGACUCAACCUAUAUCUACCAGGGUAAUGGGUACUUUCGGUUAUGUUGCUCCAGAAUAUGCAAUGACGGGCCAUCUUCUUGUUAAGAGCGAUGUCUACAGUUAUGGGGUUGUCUUGCUGGAACUUAUAUCAGGAAGGAAGCCUGUAAACAUCUCUGAGUCCAAGGAUCCUGAGAACCUUGUAACUUGGGCCCGUCCUCUGCUAAGCCAUAAGGAGGGCCUGGAGAAGUUAAUUGAUCCGUCUCUGGAUGGAAAUUUUAACUUCGACAAUGUAGCGAAGGUGGCAUCCAUCGCUUCCAUGUGUGUGCACACAGAUCCAUCGCAGAGGCCGUUCAUGGGUGAAGUUGUCCAGGCACUGAAGCUGAUCUACAAUGAUCCAGAUGAGGCUUGCGACGAUUCCUACAGUCCAAGGAAUUCAUCUGACCAAGACGGUGACUACGAAGGAGACCUGGUCUUUGAGAGUGGAAGCUGGGGCUUUGGGGCCUCUGGGUGUCUAGACUACCGGAAUUCCUUACCGUUUGUCACUAUGGACUACAGUUCUGGCCGAAUAGAAGGGCCGCACGACCCUCGCGCGGCAUUGUCAGCGGGAUCCCAUGCCCAGUCACCAGUGCUGCAGAAUAGAUCAGGCCCCUUGCGGAUGAAGAAGAAGCUGGCCUCCUUCUACCGCUCUAGAGGCAGCAUUAGUGAGCAUGGGCACCUGCCACGCCAUUGAUCAGUCAGUGAACUAGUGUUAGGCUGUUAGCUUCGGUUGACUCUGGGAUUGAGGCUGGCGGGGGUUGUCAUUACCUGAUUCGUGCCUCAUGUUAGUGUACAGUUCGUGGUGACCCUUCACCCUUGGGUAUGGGUGUUUUCUCUCUCUCUUUGCCUUCUGCUUCUUCCCCGGAAGCAAUGAGGAUGGGGUUGGCAGGUGCUCUCUAAUUUUCGCAAAUUGCGGUUCAUUUCUCAUGCAUCUGAUUGGUUUCUUGCCGGAGUUCUGGGCAUCAUGUUGUUGUGACUAGGUGGUUGUACUGGAUGCAGUUCGUUGUAAACAGACAGUGUCAGGGAUCUACCUCGCGUUGGAGAGGUGAACUAUACAGCCGGCUCAGUUCCUCAAAUGUCAGGUGGUACCUGUGUUAAUAUUCUUUUGGUUCUUACUUUGCAUGGUCUUAUUGCAUUUUUUUUUUACUUUGGUCAUGAGUGAUGUUCGUUCUAGUCUUGUGGAUAACUGGAUAUCAUGGUUCCGUGUUCAAUUCAUGUUCUCUAGCACAA
Molecule: messenger RNA, 3235 nt
Organism: Zea mays
Lineage: Eukaryota; Viridiplantae; Streptophyta; Magnoliopsida; Poales; Poaceae
Exons: 8
Coding region: 471-2699 (742 amino acids)
Biological process (GO): protein phosphorylation
Molecular function (GO): protein kinase activity; ATP binding
Source: RefSeq, a predicted model, not a curated record